AAGACCUGCUCGCCAAUGCACUGCACACAGGAGCCCCUGACAGUACCCGUGCCUGCUGCCUGUUUGCGCAGCAGAGGACACCUGCAUCCGGUGAUGACUGCAUCGAUCCCCGCGGAAAAACCCACCUCGCUUAAACCUCUUAACUUGUGCAACGUGUGACGUGUUUUAUGUUGUGGCGGGCACCUGUUCCAAGACUAUGUUCGUAUCGGGUGAAAAAACCCUGUAGAGCCGGUCGUUUGACUUCCAACUUGGAUGGAUAUUUGUGACACGUCUGGAAAGUUGCCAUGCGUCAGGGAGCAUGGGUGGAAACUUUAAAAGCUUUUUUUUUAUAAUCGAGAGACAGCUUUUAGAAUGAAAGCAGGUGAGUCACCCCUCGCGUGAGAGGCGCGCAGAGCUCCGGGACUCUCCAGGUACUAGAAAGGAAAAGGCGACACGGAGGAAGUCGUGAUCUGUGCGGCGGAUUGCGCCACGGAGGACUGAGGGAACGGACCGAUGAGAAAACAUGGGUCUAUUGCUUCGUGAUGGACGACUGACACACCUCCUCUUCCCUCUCCUGCUCCUCCUCUUGCGGGCUCCCCUGUUGUUCAGCUUUGGUGAGCGCACCUGUCCCAAUAGCUGCAGAUGUGAGGGGAAAACGGUACAUUGUGAUUCAGCUGGCUUCUUAGAUGUUCCAGAAAACAUCUCCGUAGGCUGCCAAGGCCUCUCCCUGCGCUACAAUGAACUGCACACCCUGCUGCCGUAUCAAUUUGCUCAUCUCAGCCAGCUUCUCUGGAUAUACUUGGACCAUAAUCAGGUUUCAGCUGUUGACAGUCGAGCAUUCCAGGGAGUGCGCAGGCUUAAAGAGCUGAUACUGAGCUCCAACAGGAUCACAUCCCUGCACAAUUCAACAUUCCAUGGAAUUCCGAAUCUUCGCAGUCUGGACUUGUCCUACAACAAAUUGGAAAUCCUUCAGCCAGGUCAAUUCCAUGGCUUACGAAAACUACAAAACCUACACCUACGCUCAAAUGGUCUCUCCAACAUCCCAAUUCGAGCAUUCCUGGAGUGUCGAAGUUUGGAAUUUCUGGAUUUGGGCUACAAUCGAAUUAAGGCUCUUACCCGCACCACCUUUUUGGGGCUACAGAAGCUGAUGGAGUUGCAUCUGGAGCACAACCAGUUCUCACGGAUCAACUUUUUUCUGUUUCCUCGCUUAGCCAACCUGAGAUCACUCUAUCUGCAGUGGAACCGCAUUAGGGUGGUCAACCAGGGCCUUCCAUGGACCUGGUAUACACUGCAGAAACUUGAUCUGUCUGGAAAUGAAAUCCAGACCCUGGACCCAGCUGUGUUUCACUGCUUGCCCAACCUCCAAGUCCUCAACCUGGAAUCCAACAAACUGUCCAAUGUGUCUCAGGAGGCGGUGUCAGCAUGGAUCUCACUGACCUCCAUCAGCCUUGCUGGAAACAUGUGGGAUUGUGGAACUGGAAUUUGCCCACUUGUGGCUUGGUUGAGAAAUUUCCGGGGCAGUAAAGACACCACUAUGAUAUGCAGCAGCCCAAAGUUUCUCCAGGGAGAAAAAAUUAUGGAAGCCACAAGGAACCACGGGAUUUGUGAGGAAACUGAUUACGUUUUGACUGAAACACCCUCACCAAUGUCCGAGCUCAUUUCUGAAGCCACCGGUGAACCAACCUUUGCCCCUACUAGUGGCUCUCCCCCAAUGCCACCAGCCAGCACGUUUGGUCCUCUCCCACCAUUCAGACCUCAACCGAUUCCUCAUCCUACGUUUCCAGGGCACAUGAGCAAAGACCCAAGAGACUCAGUUGCUCGCACUCGACCCACUGUCAUACCACCCCCAGAGGUCGAGCACAUGACUCUGCACAAAGUGGUGGUGGGCAGCGUGGCACUCUUCUUCACUAUGUCCCUAAUCUUGACAAUUAUCUAUGUGUUGUGGCGGCGCUAUCCAGCUGCAACCAGGUUGCUGCAGCAGCGAUCCAUGGUGGGGCGGAAGCGUCGUAAAAAGAGUCCAGAGCCAGAGCAGAACCUGAGCUCCCAACUCCAAGAGUAUUACAUGAGCUACAACCCUGCUGCCACACCAGAGGCAUUGGAGGUGCUAGGCAAUGGCACUGGUUCCUGCACAUGCACAAUUUCUGGCUCCAGGGAGUGUGAGCAUAAUGAGCCGCACAACAGUUGGCCCUGUGACCACUAUCUUUCGAGCAACACUCUGCUGCAGUCACUCCAAACGCUGUCAGAGGAACAUCUCUUGAAUUCAGAUAAUGAGUACACGUGCCCACGCCCCCUACCUGGUGCCUGGCUGGGAGAUGUGCCUACCAUCCAUUAACCCCUAAAAGGAACUGCUUUGGAUGGUGCGGAAAACCACGCUGAAACAGGAAUACAGGAGAGAGACAUGCAGAGAACCCAUCAGGAUCUUACUCACAUAAUUCACAUUCAAAUGAUACAUUUAAAAAUGGUCCUCCACGCUAACAAGGACAACCACUGACCAAGACAAAGAGGAGAUAAAACUGUCUUUUUCUUCUUCUUAAGAUUUUAUAAUGUCUUUUUUUUGUUGGCCUGAGGCCUUUGGUCAUCAGUAUUGCUGCGUUCCAUAACGCUCCAUCCCUACACGAACACUGACACGAAUACUGAUGUUAAUGGAAAAUACUGAUGGUUGUGGAAAUGCAGUCCUAUGGAAGAAGAUGAGCACUGAUGGAUGGUUAUAGCCAACAUGGGAGAUUAUUGUAUAGACUUUAAGAGCAUAUUGUCUUCAUGAGGACAACAUGGCAUUGUUUUAAACACAAGCAAGAGACUGUACAAAUUCAACAGGCUUUAAAAAGGUAUAACACUGAGCAAUGAAUCAUUAAUGAAAAUGCACUGAGCAGGUGGCUCUGACCGCUCUGCUAAUACAGCUGUGUAUAAUUUAAAGUGGAUUACCAUAUUUUGAUUGCACCAUGUUGUCAAUACUGUUUAUUUUUUGUAAGAAAGACUAAUCAAAGGCUAGGAUGGUGUAAAUGUGCCUCACUGGAGCAGAACCGUUAUGAAAAGUUAUGAAGUUUCUGUGCACCUGACAGUGAAGAGGAAUCCGAUCCAUCAGGUGGAAAUCCAGGCAGCAGCUGGAAGAUUUUGGAAGUUUGAAGCCUGUGAAAAGUUGCCAGAGGAAAAGCAAUCUAUCCCCCAGCCACCUUUGGUGAAGUUUUUUUGUUUGAUUGUUUGUUUGCUUUUUUAAAACAUUGUUUCUAAGUUGUUUCUAAUUGCAAUCAAACCUCGACUAUCAAGUUUGAUUUGGAGGACCGGAAGGUCAAUCAGAAGCAAAAGAGGGAAAAAAGGAAAAAGCUAUCAAGGGUAAAAAUGUAAUUUUCUGAAAUUAUAAUGUUGUUAAUGUUGUACUUUAUGAAUAUGUGUUUCUGCCAUUUUCAACACCAAAUACCAAAGAGCCAAAUGGAGCACUUUUGGCUCUCCCAACCAACAGAUCCAGGAUUUGCUCUCUUAAAAGAAGCCUCAACUUCCCUUCACGUUCCGCAGUGCUCCGUUACCCAAUUGCCGUUUUUGUACAUGUGUAAUGUGUACGUCUUUGUGAACAAACGAUCUUGCAACUACAUUCUUCACUAGAAGGAUCUUGUCUGAAAGAUAACUUUGAGCACUGCUUGCAUUUUAUGACUUGUGUUGAAUACAUACUUCACUUUCCUUAAAAUAAUCACCUUGUCUCCCCCCUCGAAGAGACUGCAGAUGUUGCUGUGCGCAGCUCCGUGUGUGCUUGUGUUCCAUCCGUUAUGAGUUCUGAACUCUAUUUGAUUGGGUCGUUUGUUUGAUCAUUCAGACAUAAUCUUUCUACACCAGAAAAUGAUCAUUUUCUAUUAUAAAUUUCUUCUUUCCCCCGUUGAAUUUGUUGAUAUUUAGUAAGCUGCUGUAUUCUUUGUUCACUUUCAACAGUAUGUUUUUUAAUGAAAAUAAUAAUGACUUUCUUGGUGAGCAAUAUGAAUUGGUCCAAUUAAAAUAUUCAUUAAUCAUU
Cottoperca gobio is the source of this 3976-nucleotide messenger RNA. RefSeq names its product leucine rich repeat transmembrane neuronal 4 like 1 (gene lrrtm4l1). NCBI's taxonomy places the organism in Eukaryota, Metazoa, Chordata, Actinopteri, Perciformes, Bovichtidae. The record is from RefSeq and is a predicted model, not a curated record. Bases 503 to 2311 code for a protein of 602 amino acids. Gene Ontology annotation, molecular function: protein binding. The transcript has 4 exons.